CGCCUGCGUGGGUGCUUAUAAAAUGUCAAAGUGAAAGGAUCUGUGAUUCAAACCUGACGGAUAAGGAGAAAAAAUAUAGGCAGCCUUACCAGCAGUAGGUGACCACGAUACUUUGUUCUCACCCAGGUUUGUGAGAGCAUUGAGCUUAAUCUCGAUAUCAAACUGAGAAAGAAAGCCCACCUGAACUGGGUGUUUGAGGCGUUUGAUGAAUGUGACCCGAUGAGGUUGAUUCAGAGAAUCAACCCUUAGGAGCAGGAAAAAGCAAAAGACCAGAUGUGUGUGUUUCACUGAAACGGGAACUUCUGCAAGAAGAACGGGUCUUUUGUGUUGACACAAUGAGAUUGCAAAAGAGCGGAGGAGAAAAAACAGGGUGAAAGCUGGUCCUCAUUAUUCUUGCGUAUUAUUUCAUCGAGGUAGCGUGGCUUGUUGUAUUAAGAGAAGAGAGGGCACAGAGCCAGAGGAAUAUAAUCCUGGGAAUCUGUUCGAAUCAUCACAUGUUUGUGGAGGAAAAUGUGCCACAUUGCCAAAGACCCUGGCAAUCUCCUCUGCUCUUGCAUCAUUUGCUGUGGGUAUAAAGCGCCGGCUCCUGUGCGCAUGUUCCACUCGCUUUUUGUGUCGUCGCUCCUUCUCCAUUGGCUCCCCCUCAGCCUUAACGCCGGGCCAGCCCUCUCACUGCACAGUGCGUGCGCCCGACGUGUGUGUGUGCGCAUCUACCCCACGCUGCCGAGAGCCGGACUCAGCCUCCCCACGCUGCUCCGCGGAGGAAAAAGAUGGAGAAAAAGAGCGAGAUCAACGGGCACGCCAUGCCCAGCUCGGCCUCCACCGACCGGAUCCUGGAGAAAAGCGCGCGGAGGAGCUGCAGGGAGAAGCUGCUGGAGUUCCUGAGGAAGAACCUCCUGGUGAUCAUGACGGUGUCCGGGGUGCUGGUGGGCGUCGGGCUCGGGAUGAUAGUCCGCAACAUGGACCUGACCAAGGCGCAGAUGACCUACUUCGCCUUCCCCGGGGAGAUGCUCCUCCGCAUGCUGAAGAUGAUCAUCCUGCCGCUGGUCGUCUGCAGCCUCGUGUCCGGCGCCGCCAGCCUGGACACCCGCUCCCUGGGUAAGCUGGGGGGCAUCGCCGUCACCUACUUUCUGGUGACCACGCUGAUCGCUUCGUGCAUCGGGGUGGCCCUCGCCUUCAUCAUCAAGCCCGGCGUGGGCGCAGGAGCCCUGAACACCAACAGCCUGGGACUGGAGAGCCUCAGCAACAACAAGGAGACCACGGACUCGUUUUUGGAUCUGGCCAGGAAUUUAUUCCCAUCGAACUUGGUGGCUGCUGCUUUCCGUUCUCAUGUCACUGACUACAAGAUGGUUGCUGUUGGGAAUGACACCAACGGGACCAUCCUCUACCAAAAGGUGCCUGUUGGUACAGAAACAGAUGGUAUGAACAUCCUGGGUCUAGUGCUGUUUGCGAUGGUGUUUGGCGUGGCGCUGAGGAAGCUGGGAGAUGAGGGCGAGGAACUCAUUCGUUUCUUCAACGCUUUCAACGAGGCCACUAUGGUGCUGGUGUCUUGGAUCAUGUGGUACAUCCCCUUUGGCAUCAUGUUCCUGGUGGGCAGCAAGAUUGUGGAAAUGGAAGAUGUGGUUCUUCUGGUCACAAGUCUGGGAAAAUACAUCUUUGCUUCAAUCCUGGGCCACAUUAUCCACGGAGGCAUCGUCCUGCCGCUCAUCUACUUCGGCUUCACACGCAAGAACCCCUUCAGUUUCCUUUCAGGCCUCAUCACGCCGUUCACCACUGCCUUCGCCACCUGCUCCAGUUCAGCAACUCUUCCCUCUAUGAUAAAAUGCGUCGAAGAGAACAACGGCGUGGACAAACGCAUCAGCCGCUUCAUCCUUCCAAUCGGCGCCACUGUUAACAUGGACGGGGCAGCCAUAUUCCAGUGCAUCGCUGCUGUCUUCAUCGCUCAGCUCAACAACACUGAGCUGAAUGCCGGACAGAUCUUCACCAUCCUGGUGACAGCCACAGCCUCAAGUGUCGGUGCGGCGGGUAUCCCAGCCGGUGGCAUCAUAACCAUCGCCAUCAUCCUGGAGGCCAUCGGCCUGCCGACCAAUGACCUGUCCCUCAUGCUGGCUGUUGACUGGAUUGUGGAUCGCACCACCACGGUGGUGAACGUGGAAGGCGAUGCUCUGGGUGCUGGAAUCCUCCACCACAUCAACCAGCAGGAGAUGAAGAAGCAGCAGGAGCAGCAGCAGCAAGAGGGCGAGCUGGCCGAAGUCCGGGUGGAGGCGGUGGCCAACGCCCAGGCGGAGGAGGAGACCUCGCCGCUCGUCACGCACCAAACCAAAGCCUUAGGGGCCACGCCGGAAGCCAUUGAGUCUGUCCUGUGAACUUACCUAGACUUUUUUCUUGACCCCUGACCUUUUGACACGUCUGACGUUGCUGCUGAUGCACCAUUCUGACUCAGUGUCCGUUCAAGAAACAAGGUCACUCAUGGUUUCACUUGCGAGGAAAGUGCCAUCAUAACAGUCUGUCUCGAGCGUUGACCGUCUCCCAUGCAACUAGCGUUUACGAAAUUCAGCCUCUUGGGCUUAGGAUAUGAGAAUUAUACAUUUUGAAAACCAUUUUCUUCAGUCUAGCUAAGAAGUUUAUUUUGCCUUCACUUGUGGCAAAGUAUUUUAUAUUUUGAAUAAUUCUGAAGAAAGCAUUUUGGGAUGGAAACACACAUUGUGUAACAUGUUCCUAAAACAUUCCCAUAAAUGUUAUAAUCUGCUGUCUCAAGCACUGUGUGAGAUGCUCAGAGCCAUAAUUUGAACAUCAUUAAGUGCAUUUCUUUGUCUUCGUCCACAGACAGCAAAUACAAUGACCAACAUUCAUGAUAGAAUACUAACAACUUACCAAAUGCUGAAAGUCCAAAUCUAAAAAAAGAAAAAAGCUUGAUACUGUCUGUUGUAAGUUAAUCACAUGUUCAGAAUACCUGUUUAAUCACAUUUGCUCAGCUGUUGGAAAGAGAUGUAUUUACAUUUCAUUUGUUCAGCACAUUUAUUUUUCAUUUUUAGCUGGAUGGAAACAGCAACUGAAUUCAAGUUCAGGACCAGAUCUGAUGGAGAGCUGUUUGGUCCCAUAUUACCAUCAGACAGCCGUUUUACUAGAAGUUCCCUGACUUUUGUUUGCUGACAGUCAGCAAACAACUUUCAACUGACUUUCAACAGAUUUUGGGGCAGUCCUGUUGAACUAGUCACACAGGCUGAGGGAUUUUGUUUUGGACAUUGGACCAGUUUGUUUGUCUGACCUGCCUUUAUGGUUUCAUGUGGGAAAACCCGUUGAUACGCGUUUUAUUCCCUGACUCAUCCCAUUUAUCUCUGAGUGCACCGAAUAUUGGUGUCAUUUACAUAACCAUGGUUAUCUAAAUCUACGAUACCAUGGAAAAAAAAACCUCAUGAGAAAAGCCAACUGCAAACAUGAUGAGGUACAUAAUGUUUUCUCAGGCGAUAUCAGGAGUUUCCAAGCGCAUUUUUCUUACUUUGGAACAACAGCAGUAGUUGCUUUACAGAUUUACAAAAAAAUUGCCCCUGAAGUUUGUGUAGUAGCUUCCAAUACUGGCUUCCCACUGAGCACGCAGCUAGCUCUCAAAAGUUGCAUUUAUGCGUUAAUCAUUUUUAAAUUAGGCGAGUCAGCGACACAAAUUUGUAUGUGUUGUCAUUUUUCUUAUUUGUUACAUAACACUAUCUUACUGUUGUGACUUGUUCGUAAAAGCAGCAGGUAGCUUUGUUGCUAUGUGCUUUUAAGUAUGUCACCAAGAGGUCUAAUAAAAUAGCCGUUUAACUUUUGGCUUUGUUUGCAAGCUAAUCAGUGGGUUAAAGCAAUGUUAACAUGCAAGAUUCAAGAUUAAUGUCAUUGUCAUGAUACAACAAAAGCUUGUAGAAUGAAAUUUCCGGCACUUUAACGUGCAACUAAUCAGUUAGUUAAUCUUAACUAGUGCUAUCAUUUCUUGACUAACGUGCUUAAACGUGACACUCAAGUUGGCUAGCGACUGUAACAAACAAAAUAGUUUUAAAGAAUCAUUUAUGAUGUUAGGAUCAGCUCCCAGUUAAAACACAGAACAGAAAUGAACUUCAUAUCUCAAGUCCUGAUGAGAGAACAAACUAGAAGCUACGCAGCCUCAAUACAGCCCACUAUUGUUAGGCAAAAGCUGGAGUCCUCUAGUUUGAAGGCAUCUUGAUGAGUUUCUGGGAUUAGCUGCAAUUUGUUGAUAAUUGAGUGUUUGUUUGGAAUUACUGUAAACACACGUGUUUGACAUCAUAAAAAACACUCCAGUCUCAAAUUUAUCAGCCUAAUUAAUGAUAGUCAGUGAGGUCCAAAAAAUCAAGAAAUUCACUUCUGUUCACUAAUAAAACACAAAUAUUGGACCAAAAUGUGUGAUGAGUUCACAUCAUACUGUACGUCAUUAUUUUGUGAAUCCAAUCGUUUAGUUUCAGAUGCUUUCAUCAUGAUAUUGAUCUUCAAUGGAGGUUAUAUGAUGUUUGUGAUUUUUUUCUGUCAAGACCUGAGGUGGUGAUACAGCGCAUCUUGAGCUACUUUAUGUCAUGGUCUCUGACUUUUCACCAAAACUUCUACCUCCGUUAUUGGAAAGAUUUAACGGCAGAUAUAAGCUCAGCGUUGGCUGAUUUACACCAUAUUUUUAUUUAAUCUGUGUGAUAAAUUAUUUCAAAGGGAAUGUCAUGGCCCAUUUCAUGGGAUUUUUAGAGCUAUAUAGCCUAAAAAGGCCAAGUGCUAUUCCUUGAUCUCUGAUUUUUUUGUUUUUAGAGUUGCCCCAUGUCAUACUUGAUGUCCAUGAAGGAAAGUGCCAAAUUUCUGAUGGUUUUGCAUUGAGUUUGGAUUAAGGAAGGACUUAACUGACAGGAUGAGCAUGUGCUUCUUUUUCUGUCUGAGACACUGGUGGGUUUUCCGCUGGCUUUUUUAAAAAAAAUUAUAACUGUAGUAAUAUUUAUUUGAUCUUUUAUUUAACUUUCAUAGGGAAUACUGGUGAUGAGAAUGCUCCAGUGAUGAGUCUUGUGAUGUGUAUUAUAAAGUGAAGACCACUUAGAGAUGAAGGAACGUCAUGUAUGUGAACUUAAUGCAUGCUCCUGUCACCUGAUGUCUGAUGUGCUCAUUUAUGAUGUGGUGCUGCUGCUUUAGUUUUGGGUCAUGGUGUGAAUGUGGUAAAACAGAAGGUGAACUGGUAUGUUUGAUAAUUUUCUUAACAUUUGAGAUUCAAUGAUCACUUUUCUAAGCUAACAACUGCUCUGUUAACCUAAAGAUGAGGUUUAUGACUAGACUUUGUUCAGUAUAUCCGGUGCAAUCACAUGUAAUUACAUGCCAUGUGGUACAGUUCCUAUAUAUAUAUUUGAUAUUAAUUUAUUUGUAAUUGUUUUAACUUUUUGUAUCAUUUGUAUUUCCUCAUUUUAACACUUUUUCUCAAUGUCAGUUUUUUUAUUACUAUUGAUAAGAUUUUUAAUGAAUUCUUCUGCCACUUGUUGCUGAAAACCUGUUGUUAGAAAUCUACUUUAAUUUCUGUUUUUUGUUUCAUAAUAGUAGCUACUACUAUGCCUGUGCCAUAUCUAUGUCUAACACUGUGCAGCUGUGUCUUUGCUGUUGGUCCUGCUGUCUGUCAACAUUAAAGGUGAUACCGUAAACUUUUCAUGCAA
Acanthopagrus latus (yellowfin seabream) is the source of this 5663-nucleotide messenger RNA. RefSeq names its product solute carrier family 1 member 4 (gene slc1a4). The record is from RefSeq and is a predicted model, not a curated record. Lineage: Eukaryota; Metazoa; Chordata; Actinopteri; Spariformes; Sparidae. Gene Ontology annotation, molecular function: L-serine transmembrane transporter activity; L-threonine transmembrane transporter activity; L-alanine transmembrane transporter activity. Gene Ontology annotation, cellular component: plasma membrane. The coding region runs from base 771 to 2366 and encodes 531 amino acids. Gene Ontology annotation, biological process: L-serine transport; L-glutamate transmembrane transport. The transcript has 8 exons.